Molecule: messenger RNA, 4476 nt
Organism: Cryptococcus amylolentus CBS 6039
Lineage: Eukaryota; Fungi; Basidiomycota; Tremellomycetes; Tremellales; Cryptococcaceae
Exons: 27
Coding region: 1-4476 (1491 amino acids)
Biological process (GO): transmembrane transport
Cellular component (GO): fungal-type vacuole membrane; fungal-type vacuole
Molecular function (GO): ATP hydrolysis activity; ABC-type peptide transporter activity; ATP binding
Source: RefSeq, a predicted model, not a curated record
AUGUCUUCUUCGCAAUCAGAAACGGCGAUCCUCUUGCCGUCGGACGAGGUCUUCUCGCGGCAUCUCGACUCGACCGACCAGGACAGACCUGUCAAAAUCGAAGAAGUCCUCAAGAAUGUCAAGUACUACAAGAUGGCUUUCGGACUGUCUCUCCCUGUCACACUUGGUCUGGAAAUAUGGCAUCUCAUCCUGUCGUUGAAAGAGCUGGCUGGCCUGGAAACCGUGAACCAGGCCGCCAAAGCUGCGAUAAUUGGUCAAGCUGGGAUAGAUGGUUUCGGAACAGCGGCUAUGGCUUGUUUGACGCUCUUAUACGUCGCGACCCUCUUCCGAAACAUAUCCAUUCGGACCUUCAGCCUCACUCCCAAGAUGGAGCACGCUAAUCUUCACCGAGCUCUAUGCCAACUUGGGUUUCUAUCCACCUUACUCCUGAUCGGCCUCCAUGCCAUGCCCGGCAUCGCAUACACCAUAAUCACACACCUCUCUCCUCCUAGCCUCUCAGCGGCCCAUGCCACUUCGAUCCGGCAUCUCCGUACCGUGGCGCUCAUAGCCACUCUCUUUGCUGAGGACAACGUCCGAGGAGAAGAAAGUCCCAGAGUGGUCAUCAAGUUGACACCGGCGGCGGAGGAGGCUGACCCCCUCUUGUCCGCGGUGACUAUCGAUCAGCAAGAGCAAGCCCUUCCUUCCGAGCCUUCCACCAACGUCUUUGACUAUCACAACUCGGCUAUGCUUGUCUUCGCUGUGAUCGGAUACAUGGCGCCCCUUGCAAUCCGCUCGGCAUAUGUAGAUAGCUUACAGCAACCUGAUCUCCCACUGCUCGACGAUCGGACACGGAACAGCGGCAUCGACAGUGCAAUCUUCAGCGUGGAUAACAUACGAAAGCCAUCCAUCCCAGCAAGCAAAAUCGGCAGCUGGCAGUUAAUCAAGACCCUGUGGGCGGGCAGAGGCUUUGACUCUUUCAUCCUGGAAACAACAAGGAAUAUCAUCAGCUUCGUUCAGAUUGCGGCCAUGCACGAGAUCAUUCAGUCAUUCAACGAGCCGUCCGGGUCGGACAAGAGCUAUACGUAUCUCAUGUGCUGGGGGUUGUUCUUUGGGCAAACUGUCAAUGUUCUACUAUCUGCAUACUGCUCCGUGAGGGAGAAUUACAUGCUCCAUACACCGGUGCGGAUGUCUAUCAGCACAAUGCUUCUUGCAAAGAUCCUCAGGACGACCGAUGCCAAAGCUCUCGAAGCUCACAACGUCGACGCCGACAGUCAGAAGAAAGACAAUAAAGGUCGAGGACAAGCGAUGAACUUGCUCACUAUCGAUGCUAAGCCUGUCGCUUCGUUGGCUACUCAUUCGUGGGCUUUAACGAAUAGAAUGACCACAUUGAUCAUCGGCACGGCUAUGCUCUACAAGAUGCUCGGUGUCAGUGCUUUUGUGGGUAUCGCAUGUGUUCCUCUGUCGGCCCCAUUUUCAUGGCCGGUUGCCAAAUUGAUCUACACAUUUGAUAAAGGAUGGAUGCGAUCCCGAGAUGCAAGAACCGGCGCCCUCAAGGAGUUUCUUCUCGGUAUCAAAGUAAUUAAACUGAACGCUUGGGAGCCCUACUUUGGCGUUCGUAUCUCCAAAUUUCGUGCCGAUGAAGUCAAGUCCUGGCGGACCAGCUUCCGCUUUUCAUCUCUUAUUACCUUCUGGUUCUAUACGAAAAUCAUGGGAAACCCUUUGAAUGCUGCUACAGCUUUCGUCUCCUUGAGCGUGCGAGUGACCAUCUUCCAUGCCUAUGGUCUUCAAUCAUUCCCUCAAGUCAUUCAAAGCAUCCUCACAUGUCGAGUAUGUCUCGAGCGUCUUUCGCGUUACCUCAGUCAGCCCGAAAUCGACAGCGACAAGUGGGAGCAUACCUCUCGCCGUAUCUCGGCCGAUAACGCCACCAUCACAUGGCCGGCUGCUGAUGGUAUCAAGAUCGAGGAGAGUGGGAGGUUCAAGCUGAGAGAUGUGGAUUUGAAUGUGCCGGAAGGGAAGUUGACUGUCUUAUGUGGUCCUCUGGGUGCUGGCAAGACGCUUUUGCUGAGAGCGUUCUUGGGCGAAGCGAAAGUGGAAAAUGGUACCGUCUUCGCACCUCGCUCUCUUCCCUACGCCACUCCAGUACUCUCCGAGGGUGAGACUUCCUGCAUCCAAUGGACUACCGAAAUGUGGCUCAACGACUCUGUUGCAUAUGCUCCCCAGCAAAGCUUCAUCCGACAUGGUACUAUCCGAGACAACAUUCUUUUCGGGGCGUUAUCGGCGGAUCUUGAAAUGUUUGAUGAUGGCGACUUGACUGAGGUCGGCGAGAAUGGCGUCACCCUGAGUGGUGGCCAGAAAGCCCGAGUCAAUCUCACUCGCUGUCUCUAUUCUCGGGCAUCUACGGUAUAUCUCGACGAUACCCUCUCUGCUGUCGAAGCACACACUGCACAAUACAUCUUCGCCGAAUGUCUUCAAGGCGGUCUACUCGAGACUCGUACUACUGUUCUCGUCACCCACCACGUCCGACUCGUCCUCCCGGCCGCCUCAUUCAUCAUCUCCCUCACCAAAGACGGCAAGGUCGAGCAGGCUUGCCCAACUUCAGAUGCGAAGCUUGGAGGGCUAGCGCUGGAGAAUGAGCCAGCCUUAUCAGAAUUGGGGGUGGCUCGGGAAGGCCCUCGAGAUUUGCCUGGGGGCAGACCCCUCGUCUCUCAGACAGACAGGAAGGAUCGGGCGCGAGAUGUCUCCUCGGACAUCCCUCGAGCCUCUCGUCACGUCUAUGCAAAAGAGCACCGAGAGAUCGGCCGCGUUUCUCGAGAUCACUAUCUCCUCAUCUUCCAAGCCGCCGGUGGCAAACUAUACUGGGCUCUGCUUUUGCUCAUCUUCGGUGGUCAGAGGGCCUUGACCUUGUCCAAGAGCUUCUGGCUCGCGCACUGGUCUUCCGAUCCUAACCCCGAGCACCUGGACUACAAUCUCGGAGUCUUCGCCAUCAUAUCGUCCUCGUUUUGUUCGAAUGUUGGGUUCUACUCGCGAGGUAGUAGGCUCAUUCAUGACGUUGUCAUGACCAGGCUGUUCACAGCGCCCUUGCAUUUCUUUGACACUACGCCGCAAGGGAGAAUUGUGAACGUGCUGGGGCAGGAUAUCCGGAGGCUGGACUGCAAUGCAGCCGACGACUUUGGCCCUCGUACCCGUGCACAAGAUCACCAGCUUACCUUUGUCUGCCAGGCUGUUACUUUUGUAGCUCUCCUAUUUGGUUUACCUCUAUUCUGGAUCAGCAGGCACAUCAACAAAAUGCGAUCCGACAUACGACGCCUCACCGCCACAGCCUCCUCCCCUCUCUUCUCCUUUUACAAUGAAGCCAUCGAUGGCGUCGUCAUGACUCGGGCAUUUGGGCAGAGCCAGCUACUCAUGGUGACUAUGCAAAUCCUGAAUAACAGGGAGAGAGCAGCACAACUGGCAGCUUGGGUCGGUGAUCAAUGUCGAGUGUUUUCAUCACCUACGGGAUUUUUGCUUGUGGGACAAAACAUCUCACCCUCUCAAGCUGGUUUGAUACUGGGCUUUGCGUUGCGCGUUUCUUCUGGGCUAUUCAGUCUCAUAGAACGCUACUCCCUGUUGGAGCAGACAUUGGUCAGCGCCGAACGAGUCAUCUACUAUAUCAACAUGCCUGAUCACGAAUCUGAGGAAGGCAUCUUGCCGCUAAAUGGAUGGCCUGCAAGCGGCAAGAUUGAGGUACAAGAUCUCAACGUGCGAUACGCGCCCGACCUGCCCAAAGUCCUAAACAGGGUCUCGUUUACCAUCGAACCAGGUCAUCGUGUGGGUCUUGUAGGAGCAACUGGCUCGGGAAAAUCUACACUCGCUUUGGCAUUGAUGCGAGCCAUCGGCGAUCAAGAGGGCCGAAUGCUGAUCGAUGGAAUCGGUACGUUAUUACUCUCGAUCCUAAGAAGACUGAAUAUGAUCUCUCAAGAUGGUACACUCUGUUCCGGAAGCCUGCGAGAGUCCUUGGACGUGACUGGUCUACGAACUGAUUCCGACAUUUACGAGGCUCUUUGCAAAGUCCAUCUCAUCUCCAGAGAUAUGUCCGAAGAGGACAUGAGGGAGAACCCGUUUGCUGACCUCAACACCUACGUUGCCAUUGAAGGAGGUAAUUUCAGUCAAGGUCAACGUCAAUUACUAUGUCUGGCCAGGGCUCUAUUGAAGGACUCAAAGAUACUGAUUAUGGAUGAAGCAACAUCCUCGGUCGACUUUGCAACUGAUGCCAAAAUAACGGCCACCAUCAAAGAAUAUUUUGCCGGUACUACUAUGCUCGUCAUUGCUCAUCGCCUUGCAACGAUAAUGGAUUUUGACCGAAUCCUCGUCCUUGACAAGGGCGAAGUUGUUGAAGAGGGCAAGCCAGCACAUCUCAUUUGCAAUCAUACGACUCGAUUCCAUGCGCUUUGUAUGGCUCAAGGGAACGAAGAGUAUGGCUCACUGCUGGCCAUGGUGGACGGAACAGAGUUCAAGUAG